Messenger RNA from Aspergillus nidulans FGSC A4, 2712 nucleotides. Its product is annotated as exocyst subunit SEC10. The transcript has 4 exons. Gene Ontology annotation, cellular component: cytoplasm. Lineage: Eukaryota; Fungi; Ascomycota; Eurotiomycetes; Eurotiales; Aspergillaceae. The record is from RefSeq and is a predicted model, not a curated record. The coding region runs from base 1 to 2538 and encodes 845 amino acids.
AUGUCUCUCCACUCGAAUGCCGCCUCUCGAUCGGUCUUUCCCAAGGGCCCGAGUUUCACCCUUGAGGAUUUCUCGAGUCGCGACUACAUUGUCAAGGAGUUUAUCGAAGCUCUUUCCGAUUCCGCAAUUUCAAGCCGCCGUUCUUCGCUUGGCCCUGCAAAUGGAAACCAGCCCUUUGACCCAAAGCCCCUCAUUCGGACUUUCGAACAUGCACAGCGCCGUCUAGGGGAAUUGUCAGGGGAUCUGGAAAUAAGAGAGAAUGAGUUGUCGGCAGCUGUCCGUAGGGCUGAAGCUCAGCAUUCCCAGAACCUCAAUAUACUAGGACGGAAGCUGAAGCAAGCAAUUGAGUCGUUUCAACAGCUGGAUACAUCAUUUCAGAGCGCUGGACCUGGCGAUACUGCUUUAGGCAGCGGAAAUAUGGCUGUGGAAACGGGAAGGAGGCUGGAAGAACUUGAUCGACAGAGACGCCGCGCGCUCGAUGCUCACUUUCUGCUCGAAUGCUGGGAUGGUGUGAGUAACAGGGGAGAAAUCAUUCUUUUGGAGAAUCUAAGGCGAUCAGGGUCAGGUGAAGCAAAGGUGCGGUCAGCACAUAUUGCACGGCAACUCCUCAGGAUUAGUCAAAGACUUGACCCAAAGAGCUGGAAUGAGUCCAGGAGCACUGAGCCGUACAAUGACGGACAUCUGGCACCAAACAGCAACAAUAUGGAAGGGACUAAUGGGUUUCGAUGGAAUACGCGCGAAAUAAUCGAAAAAUUCUCCGAGACGCUGGAAAAAGACCUUUUGAGGCAGUUUGAUGAUUUUUAUCGUAAGGCUAACUUUGAAGGUAUGAAGGAUUGUGCUACUGUUCUCCAGGAUUUCAAUGGCGGGGCGAGCGUUGUUGCACUAUUUGUGAAUCAACACCAAUUCUUCAUUGAUAGGAGCCAAUUAGUCACUGAGGAAGUUGGCGGAGAUCCGGAGUCAUGGGAGAAACUUGCCGACCCAGAUGCAGAACCCUCUGGAGUUGAACCGAGCCUCCAAUCUCUGGUUGACGAAGUCAGGGUUGUGGUACAAGAAGAGUCAGCUAUCAUCCGGCGGGCUUUCCCAAAUUAUGAGCAGGUUCUUGGAAAAUUCCUACAGCGGGUAUUCCAGCAAUCGAUCCAACAAAGGCUAGAGAUGGUUUUGGAAAAGGCAAAUAGUGUUUCAUCACUAGCUUUUCUCCGAUCUCUGCAAAGCUCUCGCAGCUGCAUCAGUACCCUAGUCGACGAACUAAAAGCACACGGCUUGACUGAACACCCAGAGACUAUCUCAUCGCAAACAUCGCUUAUCCUCGAUCAACAGCUGGAGGACUUGUUUGUGCCCUACUUUGUUGGGUCUUCUUACAUCGAGAGGGAGAAGAGGACAUUGGAGGAGCUGUACACUUCUUUGCUCUUCAAGUUCACCACAUUCCACGGUCGUAGGAAGAAAGCGGCAACAACUUUCAUGGCCUCCCUCUCCAAGUCCGGUAGCGAGCUUCUUGCGUCAGCUCGAGAAGCAUAUAUAAACCGCCUAGAUUCCUCUGAACAUUCUCCCACACAGAAACGGGUCCUAAUUCAGGUUGCAGAUCUGAAGGAAUCUACCGAUCUCGCACGGCCCAAUGACCUCAUAUUCACCGAGGAAGAUGGGCAACCCAGCAUAUCUUAUGCCAAAAGAAUGCUCAAAUGGCUUGCAGAAGCUGUUGGCAGAGGUCUGGAACUUAACAUGAAUAAUGAAACGCCGAAAGACAUGGCAACAUUCUUGAAUCUUCUCUUAUCCAUCAUGGGAGAAGGUUACCUAGAGGUUUGUCUUGAUGCUGCUUUGGAAGCAGCCGCAACCCAAGAAUCCGGAAGGACUGAACCUGAUUUCGCUUUCCUACGUGCGGUUCGUGACUCGAUCAGUAUCGCAAACUUAAUGCAGCAGGGAGCGUUACCGUUCGUCGAGAGAUGGAAAAGAAGACCAACCUGGCAACUUCAGAAGAAAAAUGAUUUCCGGCCGAAGGAGGGCGACAGUACGGCUUGGUUAGAGAAGUUACAGACACCGACAUGUGCGUCACUAUGUGCAUUCCUAGCGCGGGUUCACGAUGUUGCUGUGAGCUCUCUACCAGCUAGCGGCGCCAACCUGCCGCAGCUUCUCUCAGAAAUCGCCCUUGGAACUCGCAGCCUUCUUCUUGAGCAUUUCAAGCGGUUUGUUGUCAAUGGUCCUGGUGGACUCAUGGUUACAAAGGACAUGACGCAGUAUGCCAACCUGCUUAAGUCAUGGGAGAUAGAUGAACAGAUACGGGCUCCGAGUGGGAUGCUCGACGUGCUACUUGAAGUUGGGAGCCUUUUCGUUAUUGGGCCGGAGGCUCUGCGGGAGAGGAUGCGCGGACCUGGAGGUUCUUCCAGUGGAAAAACCAGCAGCAAUCCCGGGGCAACCUCAGCUCGAGGCCCCGGAGUGACUAGCACUGAGGCUGGACUGAGCAUACAGGAUGUUAGAGCUUAUGUUUUCCGCAGAGAGGACUCGAACACGCCUGCGAUGCAACAAAUGUUGACUAAUGCCUUAUGAGUUACGGACACAAAUCUUACAAUCAUACUAAUGUCAGCCUUGGGUUCAAUGUGGGAUGGCCUCUAUACUGAUUGAGAUUGGUCAAGCACAAACUCCAAGGGCAUUCUACUAAUCAGCAAGGGAAGUCAUAGCAGUACAAGUAGAAAAGAGUAGUUCAACUAUGUCAGGCCUAAA